GUGGUUCCUGGAAAAGAUGCGGGCGGCCCACGGAGAGGCCAGCCUGCUGGGCCCCCUCUUCCUGGCCGGGUCCCCCGAGAAAGGCCAGGCGGGGGCGCCCGCCGCUGCCUUCCCCAACAUCCUGACCCCGGACCGCAUCCCCGAGUUCUGCAUCCCACCGCGGCUGGCCGGCCCGCCGCCCCCGCCGAGCCUGGCCCCCGCCCUCCGGCCCCACCUCAUCCAGGUGGAGAGCGCGGAGGAGCCCCUGGGCCCGGGGCAGGGUGCCACCAACUCGGACCCCUGCUCACAGGCCGCCCUCUCGCUGCCCCACGUGCCCAGGGCCCAGACCUCCUACGGGUUCUGCGUGCUGCUGGAGAGCCCACACACCCGCCGGAAGGAGUCCAUCUUCCAUGGUGAGCCCUCGGGCAGCCCCCUGGCCUCACCCCGGCCCCGGGCCGGCAGCUGUGGCGGCAGGGAGCCGGCCUGCACCCCAGCGGCGGCCCCCCGGUGGCCCCUCUUCAGCGGGCAGGGCCCCUGGGACAGUGACACGGCCUCCUCCUCCAGCGAGUCCUCGCCCUUCGGCUCCCCGCUCCUGGGCAGGUCCCCUGCCCGGCCCGGCUGCCUGUUCAAAGCCUGGAGCCAGGAGCGGCUGCCCGGCAGGGCCUGGACAUCCCGGCGGCUGUCUGGUGGCAUCUCGAGGGCUGGCUCCUGGUCAGUGGACGAGGGCAGCUCCACCUCCGACAGCAGCCCUGGCUCCCCCCGGCGCUCCUCGGAGAGCCUCCUGCCACCCCCUGCCUUCCCCCUGGACUUGCCCCGCGGCCUGGAGCGCCUGGGCCGCGAGGCCACCGUGGUGAUGGACAAGGGAGGGCUGCUGCGCCUCUCCUCUGAGCACUGCCCCGAGAACCGGCGCCUGCGCAUCCGCCUGAUCAGUGUGGAGGGCCUGUAUGAGGAGGCCGCGCUGGAGCCCCAGAGCAUCAACUGCUGCGUCACCUUCUCGCUGCUGCCCGGCAAGGCCCAGAAGCAGCGGAGCACCGUCAUCAAGAGGAGCCGGAACCCCAUCUUCAACGAGGACUUCUUCUUCGUGGGCAUUUCCGGGGACCACCUCCGGCACCUCUCUGUCAGGAUGAAGGCCCUGAACAAGGGGGGGAACAUGAAAAGGGACUUGGUGCUGGGGGAGAGCGAAGUGCCUUUGACGCAGAUUUUGGCCGCGUGAAACUCAGGGCGGUCUCUGGAUUGACUGAUUUAUUUAUUUGGAGUGACGGGUCUGUGCGUGCGGGUUUUUUGU
Messenger RNA from Candoia aspera, 1264 nucleotides. RefSeq names its product C2 calcium-dependent domain-containing protein 4C-like. The record is from RefSeq and is a predicted model, not a curated record. Bases 17 to 1192 code for a protein of 391 amino acids. The transcript has a single exon. Lineage: Eukaryota; Metazoa; Chordata; Lepidosauria; Squamata; Candoiidae.